AACCGCCCAACUUAAAAAAAAAAGUUUAGUGUUUGCUUCUGCAGCUGCUGCGGAGCAGAGAAAGAGACCAGACCUGCAGCCUGCAACCUGCAACCAGCGCUUAACUGGUAUCGAUAACGUUAUCGAUUAAACGCGUUGUUCUCCAUUGAUUUUAACGUAUAUAAUAACAAUAACUGAGCGUUAUCAGCAGCGUUGCUUAGCGACACCAAAGAGGAGAACAGCGAAGAAGAAGACGUUAGCAUGUGUAGCUAACAUUUAUGAAUUAACGUUAAAUCCACGUUUUGUUUACUUGUUUUCUGGAUUAACUUCGACUCUAAAUGGAUGAGCACAAGGAGAACAUUCACACAAAGGACGUCAACGUGAAGAUGUCUGACGUUAACACGAGAGAGGAUGAAAAGGCGAAGCCUUGCAGCAGGAUAUGUCCUGAAGAAGAAUCUGCUCCUCAGGUGUCCCCGUCUCAGUCCAACAGUGACUUCAGUCAUCCAGUGUACAAAGAGAUCUCUCUGGCUAACGGACACAUCAACCGCAUGUCCAAAGAGGAGCUUCGGAUCAAGUUAGCAGACCUGCAGCUUGACACAAGAGGUGUAAAGGACGUGAUGAAGAAGAGGUUGAAGAGCCACUAUAAGAAGCAGAAGCUGUUGCAGACGGCCGCUGAGGGAGGACCAACUGACACCUACUAUGACUACAUCUGCGUGGUGGACUUCGAAGCAACGUGUGAAGAGGAUAAUCCUGCAGACUUCCAUCAUGAAAUCAUUGAGUUCCCCAUGGUUCUCAUCAACACGCACACCUUAGAGAUUGUGGACUCCUUUCAGGAAUAUGUGAAACCAGAGUUGAACCCACAGCUUUCAGACUUUUGCGUGAAGUUAACAGGAAUAACACAGAAAAUGGUGGAUGAAGCAGACCUGUUUCCAGACGUCCUUCAGCGGGUCGUCGCUUGGCUUCAGGAGAGGGAGCUCGGGACAAAGUACAAAUACGCAAUGCUGACUGACGGGGCCUGGGAUAUGAGCAAGUUCCUCAACAUCCAGUGCCGGCUUAGUCGGAUCAGAUAUCCGGUUUUUGCAAAGAAGUGGAUAAACAUCAGGAAAUCAUACGGGAACUUCUACAAGGUCCCCCGCACACAGACGAAGCUGAGCACCAUGUUGGAGAAGUUGGGUCUGAAAUACGAAGGCCGUCCUCACUCUGGGCUGGACGACUCACGCAACAUCGCCAGGAUAGCUCUACGCAUGCUGCAGGAUGGGUGUCAGCUGCGCGUCAACGAACGCAUGCACGCCGGCCAGCUGCUCUCCGUUCCCAGCUCAGCUCCAGUGGAGGGAGCUCCUCCACCACAUAACCCCCGCAGCAGGGACUAGACCCAGGACCCAGACCCCUCGACUCUUUACCCCUGUGAGUUACAAACCCAAAGCAAUUUUACAGUCUUUGUCAGGUUGUACAUCUUUUGCUUUGGAGCUUAAAAGCUGUAGUUUGUAAUGGGGGUCAAUAUGAUUCACACGUGAGGGUUAAUCUCUGACCACAACUCUAUAUAUUUUUACACCAGAUGUCUAAAAACAGAUCAUUCCAGUGUGUUGUGGGAGGAUUUUCCCGUUUCAGUGUUGUCGGUCCGUUAAAUCUUCCUCACCCUGCCUUAUCGAGCUGCUAAUAUUCAUCAGACAAUUUGAUUAAAAUGCAAAUUUAAGUUCA
Sebastes umbrosus (honeycomb rockfish) is the source of this 1677-nucleotide messenger RNA. It is a transcript of the gene eri1, whose product is annotated as exoribonuclease 1. Gene Ontology annotation, molecular function: 3'-5'-RNA exonuclease activity; nucleic acid binding. Bases 318 to 1349 code for a protein of 343 amino acids. Gene Ontology annotation, biological process: exonucleolytic trimming to generate mature 3'-end of 5.8S rRNA from tricistronic rRNA transcript (SSU-rRNA, 5.8S rRNA, LSU-rRNA). Gene Ontology annotation, cellular component: nucleolus; cytoplasm. Lineage: Eukaryota; Metazoa; Chordata; Actinopteri; Perciformes; Sebastidae. The transcript is spliced from 7 exons. The record is from RefSeq and is a predicted model, not a curated record.